CGGGAAGUAACAUUGAGAUCUGCAUUGCGGUGACCGUGUGGGGUUGCAGCCGUACGUAUCCCAUUACAGCACACCUUUGAGGACUUCCUGAGAUAUGGACGAAAAUGAGCCUUCUAGCGAUUAUGAGGAGUAUACGUCCGAGACGGGCGGGACAUCGACAGAGGACACCAGCUCUGGCUCAGAGAGCACCGAUUAUGAGACGGCGGAUGCUGCAUCGACCAGUAGCACAGGAAGGCGCGCUGGCCAGAACAAUCUGGAUAAACCUGAAGCAUUUAUCGGAUAUGACGAAAUGGUUACUGGUACUGCGUGUACCCGUCAGAACAAUCCAAGCGCACGGUUGCGUCCGGGUCACUACGACUCUAACCCUCGUGCAAAUCAUGCAAACAAGGUGACUGUAAGUGCAAACGGCGUAGCCACGCAGCUAUCGUCCAUGCACUUUGAUUCACUCAUUCAGCAAAACCCAGACACACACAGUUCAGAUCUCCCAGAGGUCGUUGAGCUACAAAGAGGUAAGCUGAGCAAAUAUAAUCAGCUGGCACACUCAAGUACUCCGAUGUGUAAAAUUAAAGAAGAAACGAGUGGCAAUGCCUCGCUUUCGCUCAACGAGUGUAGUCUUCCGGGGAUGGGAUCCGGCACGGCUGUCGUUAAAAAGCAGCGUAAGCACCACACUGAUGCAUUUUCGAGCCUCGGUGAUGACAUGGCGAACUUAACAGACCGCGGAGAAGCCAAGAAGAUAACCGGCGUGGACUGCGCAGAAGUCGAUGCUGACGCAAGAAAAUAUAGAGGCCAGCCAGUGGUGGACUGUGGAAAUGAUCAGCAUUCAUUGAAAGAGGCAGAAGCAAGAGAAAAUCUGGCUGUGAUUGAUGGUGCCAAGUCGGCGUCACGUCGGGCGCUGAAGGCGGCCGGCAGGCGGCGCGCCUCCGCCAGGGCGGCGCCACCGGUUCGGUUCGAGGUGGAGCUGCAGUCGAACUGGGGCAGCGAGGAGCGGGUGGGGCUGUCACAAUUCUGCUUCUUGGACGGUCACGGCAGGAAAGUGCAGGUGGCGGCGCAACGUGACCUGGUGUCCGUGACGGGGGUCAGUGACCUGGCGAGCACGAGGACCGUAUCGAAGCUGUUCGGUACCAGCGAUCAGGUGGGCGGCAGCGGCUGGACGUGCCCGUUCAACUCCUCGCCCGUGUCGCUGAAGCUUCUGCUGUACCCGACUGACGGGAAGAUCAGCGCAGUGAAAGUUCGGAACUACGGCAGCAGCGUCCGAGAGCAAGGCAUCGGCGUACGUGACAUUCAGUUGCGUAUGGAUGGCAGGCUGGUAUACAAUGGUGAGCUGCGUAAGGGUAAUAGCCAGCCAUCGGUGAUCAAGGUAGCCUCACCUGGCUGCCAGCCAGAAAGAAGGGUUCAAUCCGCGCGAGAGAAGUCCUCCCUCUGGUUCCCCGGCGGCGACAACAGACUCAUCGAGCUAUCCAGCGAAGAAGAGGAUGAAGAGUGUCCCACACCGAACCCUCCCACCCAAGCCACGAACGCUGAAGCAACGCCGGGUGCUUGCCCCGCACCGCUGUGGUUCGGCGGUUGGUCCAGGCCGAGCCGCACGCCGGACUCGGCCGGGUCCCGCAGCGCCGAGUCGGUGGUGAUCCAGGACCUGGAGAACGCCAGCCCCUGGGCCUCCCAGCGCCCGGAGUCGACGCUCACCGGCAGCGGCUCGGUGGCCUCCUCGCCGAGCGGCUCGGACGCCAGCUCGCCACAGCGCAGUGUUGACACGUCGCUGGAGGAGAGCUGGAGCCAGCUGGAAGCUUUCAACCUGCAGCAGCGCGGCCGUCUGGUCAACAGUGCGUUGGACGACGCCGCGUCCUGGACGGCCUGCUCGUCACGUGAGGCCACGCCCACGCCGGGGGUGAUGACGCCGCUGUCGGUCGUCGAGUGCACCGAUGACGCCUUCGCUGGGUGUGACUGUGACAUACCAGAGCUACCCGAGUGCCAAUGGCUGACGCUGAACAUCAGGUCCACGUGGGGCGACAUCCACUACGUGGGCCUGAACGGAAUUGAGGUGUUCGACACCGACGGCCAGCCGGUCGAGGUGGUCUCGAUCCGCGCCGAGCCUGCCGACAUCAACGUGCUGCCCGAGUAUAAUCGCGACCCGCGCGUCGUGACCAACCUGGUGGACGGCGUGAACCGCACGCGCGACGACAUGCACCUUUGGCUGGCGCCGUUCACGCCCGGCGGCGACCACCUGAUCGGCCUGGACGGGCGGCCGCCCUUCUGCGUGGAGGUGGCACGUGCGUGCGGCGACACGCUGGGAGGCACGGAGGCGUUCGGCGACACGAUCCUCUUCACCACCGACGACGCCGUGCUGGAGCGCGUGUCGCGACACGACGCGUCGUUCGCCGCCGAGCCGGCCGAGGCGCCCGAACGGUGGCGCCUGCGCGUCUGGAACUACAACAGCUGCGCCGAGGAGGCCGACCAGGGCGCGCGCACUUGCCUUCUGGAGGUGGACGGGCGCCGCGAGUACGAGGCCCCGGAGAUGCCGCGCGGCUUCGUCUUCCAGCUGCAGCUCAACUCCAGCUGGGGUGACCCCUACUACAUCGGCCUGACGGGGCUGCAGCUGUUCGACCAGGCCGGCCGGCCAAUCACGCUCGCGGCGCGGCAGGUAGCCGCCCACCCGGACAGCGUGAACGUGCUGGAGAACAUCAGCCACGACGUGCGCACUCCCGACAAGCUGGUGGACGGCGUGACGGACGGUCAAGAUGGCCGCCACUCGUGGCUGGCGCCGCUGCUGCCCGACUGUCUCAACCGCGUCUACGUCGUUUUCGACCGGCCGCACACCGUGUCCAUGGUGAAGCUGUGGAACUACGCCAAGACGCCGAGCCGCGGAGUACGCGAAUUCGGUCUGCUCGUCGACGAUCUGGUGGUAUACAACGGCGUGCUGGGACGCGCGCCCGAGCCGGCGCGCGCCGGCGGCCGCGGGCAGCCCCUGCCCUACCACACGGUGCUGUUCACGGCCAACCGGGACCUGGUGCGGCGCGAGCGGCACUCGCUGUGCGGCGCCGCGCUCGACCACCACCACGUGCGGCUGCUGAACAACAUGCGGCGGCCGGCGGACGAGUUCUGA
This is a messenger RNA of Pollicipes pollicipes, 3100 nucleotides long. Its product is annotated as katanin-interacting protein-like. The transcript has 7 exons. Bases 95 to 3100 code for a protein of 1001 amino acids. The record is from RefSeq and is a predicted model, not a curated record. NCBI's taxonomy places the organism in Eukaryota, Metazoa, Arthropoda, Thecostraca, Pollicipedomorpha, Pollicipedidae.